AUGCCACUCUCUAUAUUUGCAAGGUUAAAUUUAGCUCCAUUAAAAAGGUCGGCCGCCAAAUUUGUCUUAGUCAACAAGAGUGUGAUCACCAUAGUAGGGAUAACGGAAGAUGUUCUCAUGAAAAUUAAGGAUUUACUGUUUUUGAUUGAUUUCUAUAUCCUUGAAAUGCCUCUGACAAAUAAUGGAAGUUCCUCCUCCGUUUUGCUUGGUAGAACUUUCUUGAAGACCUCAAAAUUUAAAUUGGAUGCCUUUACCGGUACAUACUCUUUUGAGGUAGGUGACAAGACCAUUAAGUUUAACUUGGAAGAGGCCAUGAGACAUCCACCUGAAGAGUACUUCAUCCUCCGUUGUGAUGUCAUUAAUGAGGUAGUAGCGGAGAUACAAAGAGAAGACUACAAUAGGUUGUACUAUCCUAUUAUUGAAGGGAAUGAUAAACAUGAGGAUAAACAAGAGAAAGACGAUGAGGAUGAGCUUCAUGAUCAUGGUGAAAAAGAACCUCAACUUGAAGCGAAAACUAAAUUGAAGCCUCUACCUUCUCUCUUGAAAUAUGCAUUCCUUGAGGACAACCAAAGGUUUCCGGUAAUGAUUGCUAGUGAGCUCUCCAGCCAAGAAGAAGAUAAGCUCCUAGAGGUCCUAAGAAAGCACAAGAAAGUAAUGUUUGGAUCUUGCCCGACAUUGUGGGGAUUAACCCACGAGGUAGAUCAAGUGAUUCGUAGAUGUGUCCUGGAGUCCGAAUUCCAACCUAUUCUUGAAUCUUGUCAUUCAUCCGAGUGUGGUGGUCACUUUGGCCUACAACGGAAGGCUAAAAAAGUUUUGGAUUGUGGAUUCUGGUGGCCAACAUUGUUCAAGGAUGCCAACCAAUAUUGUUUGUCAUGUCACUAA
Arachis stenosperma is the source of this 882-nucleotide messenger RNA. RefSeq lists its product as uncharacterized. The record is from RefSeq and is a predicted model, not a curated record. Bases 1 to 882 code for a protein of 293 amino acids. NCBI's taxonomy places the organism in Eukaryota, Viridiplantae, Streptophyta, Magnoliopsida, Fabales, Fabaceae. The transcript is spliced from 2 exons.